This is a messenger RNA of Molossus molossus (Pallas's mastiff bat), 2406 nucleotides long. RefSeq names its product regulator of G protein signaling 7 (gene RGS7). Lineage: Eukaryota; Metazoa; Chordata; Mammalia; Chiroptera; Molossidae. Bases 340 to 1749 code for a protein of 469 amino acids. The transcript is spliced from 17 exons. Gene Ontology annotation, biological process: intracellular signal transduction; regulation of G protein-coupled receptor signaling pathway; G protein-coupled receptor signaling pathway. The record is from RefSeq and is a predicted model, not a curated record.
GUCGCGCGCACGGGCCGGGCGUCUCGGCUCCGCGCGCGCCCGGCGGGUCCCAGCGCCCGGGCGGAGAGCGGAGGCGGCGGCGAGCCAGCCGGGCUGCGGGAGCCGCCUGUGCGCGGCGGCGGCGAGGGUGGCGGUCGCCUGAGCGGCGGGAGCCGGGACGGCGCGGAUUCCGCCUCCCCGAGGGUGAUGAAGCUGCCCUGCUUCGCUGCCCCGCUCGCCGCCAGCUGACACCGCCUGCACGCGUGCCUGCCCGGAGGGAGACGCGGCGGGGCCGUGACCUUGGCUCCGGAGCGCAGACUGAUAAUCCCCGUGUCCCAGCUCGAACCCAGCGUGGGUGACAUGGCCCAAGGGAAUAAUUACGGGCAGACCAGCAACGGCGUGGCGGAUGAAUCACCCAACAUGCUGGUGUACAGAAAGAUGGAAGACGUCAUAGCACGCAUGCAAGAUGAAAAAAAUGGAAUUCCUAUUCGAACUGUCAAAAGCUUUCUUUCCAAGAUCCCCAGUGUCUUCUCCGGGUCAGACAUUGUUCAAUGGUUAAUAAAGAACUUAACUAUCGAAGAUCCAGUGGAGGCGCUCCACUUGGGGACAUUGAUGGCUGCCCACGGCUACUUCUUCCCCAUCUCGGAUCACGUCCUCACACUCAAGGAUGAUGGUACCUUCUACCGGUUUCAAACUCCCUAUUUUUGGCCAUCAAAUUGCUGGGAGCCAGAAAACACAGACUAUGCGGUUUACCUCUGCAAGAGAACGAUGCAGAACAAGGCGAGGCUGGAGCUGGCCGACUAUGAAGCUGAGAGCCUGGCCAGGCUGCAGAGGGCGUUCGCCCGGAAGUGGGAGUUCAUCUUCAUGCAAGCCGAAGCCCAAGCGAAAGUGGACAAGAAGAGAGACAAGAUCGAGAGGAAGAUCCUGGACAGCCAGGAGCGAGCAUUCUGGGACGUGCACCGACCUGUGCCUGGAUGUGUAAAUACCACCGAAGUGGACAUUAAGAAGUCGUCCCGAAUGAGAAACCCACACAAAACACGGAAGUCUGUCUAUGGUUUACAAAAUGAUAUCAGAAGUCACAGUCCUACCCACACACCCACACCAGAAACCAAACCUCCAACAGAAGAUGAGUUACAACAACAGAUAAACUAUUGGCAAAUCCAGUUAGAUAGACAUCGGUUAAAAAUGUCAAAAGUUGCUGAUAGUCUGCUAAGUUACACGGAACAGUAUUUAGAGUAUGACCCAUUUUUCGUGCCACCUGACCCUUCUAACCCAUGGCUGUCUGAUGAUACUACUUUCUGGGAACUCGAAGCAAGCAAAGAGCCAAACCAGCAGAGGGUGAAGCGAUGGGGCUUUGGCAUGGAUGAAGCGUUGAAGGACCCCGUCGGCAGAGAACAGUUCCUUAAAUUUCUAGAGUCAGAAUUCAGCUCAGAAAACUUACGGUUCUGGCUAGCAGUGGAGGACUUGAAGAAGAGGCCCAUCAGAGACGUCCCCUCCCGAGUUCAGGAAAUAUGGCAAGAGUUUCUGGCUCCAGGCGCCCCCAGUGCCAUUAACUUGGAUUCCAAGAGCUAUGACAAAACCACACAGAACGUGAAGGAGCCGGGACGAUACACGUUCGAAGAUGCUCAGGAGCACAUUUACAAACUGAUGAAAAGUGACUCGUACCCACGGUUCAUAAGAUCCAGUGCCUAUCAGGAGCUUCUGCAGGCCAAGAAGAAGGGGAGAUCUCUCACGUCAAAGAGGUUAACAAGCCUUGUUCAGUCUUACUAAAAAGAUCAUCCUGUAGCAUGGAAGCAGACUGAGUCAUUGCAUAUCCUUUGUAGCUCUUUGUUGUUACCUGGAGCAGAGGACAUUAGACCAAGAUGUUGCAUGAGCAAAGGACCUGAAUUGUUCUUCCUUUGUGUGCACUAAGGCGUUGCCAUCUCCAAGGGACCCGAGCAUCUCAACGCCUCCAUUUCAAACUGUUGUCUGCUUGCUUCGUACUAAACCAGAUCUGUGUCUUUUCCAUUUUAUCGAGUUCCAGUGAAGUAAACCUUUUACUCCUUCCCCUCCUUUCUCUCUCUUUCUCGUAGAGCUUCUGCUAGACACACAGCUCACUGAAAAUUCAGCCAGUCACAAACUGGAAGAAUUGUAAAAGAAAAAAAACAACAAAAAAACAUGUAUCAAUAAGUAUCCAUAUGGCUUCUCAUUUACUCAACAAUAAAUUAGCACAGAAAGUUUCAUUUCACCAAUGUAUUCACAGAAACAAGCUCAGAUCUUUGUCUAUUGUCUGUACAUUCUCAGUUAAUGUUUCUUGCAUUUAUUUUUAUACUGUGUUUAAAUAAGAAAACACCUUUUACUCCAAAUGGAUUAAAGUUGAUCCCUUCUCUGUAAAUUUGUGUAUGUUUAUAUUGUUGUUUUAUCUUUCAUUAAAAGAUGCAGAAACUC